Molecule: messenger RNA, 915 nt
Organism: Symbiodinium sp. CCMP2456
Lineage: Eukaryota; Dinophyceae; Suessiales; Symbiodiniaceae
Source: the annotation of a GenBank genome assembly
AUGCGUAUGGGCCCUCGGUGUCGCAAGUUGGCCCAUGCCGUGCUUGUGUUUAGUCUGAGCCUUCCAGCCUUCGCCAGCGUGGCGAGGGCGAUGCCCAAGCGCCCGAUGCCGCAAGCCAUCGUCUUCGUCACCGGAAAUGCGAAGAAGCUGGAAGAGGUGAAGCACAUCUUGUCCUCGGGAGCGGAGGAGCUUCCCUUCGAGGUCACAUCGCAGAAGGUCGACUUGCCCGAGCUGCAGGGAUCGAGCACGCAGGAGAAAGCGGGUGGAGUGGUCAGGGUGGUCAGGGUGCAGAAAUGUGCAAAGGCUGUUUAUUCUGAUGUUGCCCUGGCGGGCAAUCGUCUCGGCAAGUGCCAGGAAAUCGCCGUGGCAAAAUGCCGUCUAGCUGCGGUCGCUCGGCACACUUGUGCCGAUCCGGCAUCCGUGUCAGAGAGCUGUGUAUCGGCGGUCCAAGCCCAAGCCCAGGAGCACGUGAAAGGGCCCGUCAUGUGCGAGGACACCUCGUUGUGCUACCAUGCACUCAAAGAUCUCCCAGGUCCAUACAUCAAGUGGUUCCUGGAGAAGUUGGGCCAUGAAGGGCUUAACAAGCUGCUUGCCGGCUACGAGGACAAAUCGGCCUAUGCGCAAUGCCUCUUCACGCUCUGCGCUGGGCCCGGCAAGGAGGUGCGCGUCUUCGACGGCCGCACAGAGGGCAAGAUCGUGGAGGACUUUGGUUGGGAUCCGGUCUUCGAGCCCUUGGAAGGCGAGGGAAAGACCUUCGCCGAGAUGGCGAAGGAUGCCAAGAACGCAAUCUCCCAUCGUGGCCGAGCAUUGCAGCAGCUGCGGACCUGGCUGAUUGCCAAUGCCGCGACCUGGCGCCAAGAGCUCCAAUUGCAAUGCCUGCUGUACGCUCUAGGGCCUUUAGGGUUUCCGGAUUAG